This is a messenger RNA of Astyanax mexicanus (Mexican tetra), 5659 nucleotides long. It is a transcript of the gene mypn, whose product is annotated as myopalladin. The record is from RefSeq and is a predicted model, not a curated record. NCBI's taxonomy places the organism in Eukaryota, Metazoa, Chordata, Actinopteri, Characiformes, Acestrorhamphidae. The coding region runs from base 132 to 5600 and encodes 1822 amino acids. The transcript has 21 exons.
UGACAAACGCUUCUACUUUUACUAAUGACGGAGCUGCCCUUCUCCCCGCAGCCCUGACACAGGACCCAAGGUUAACUCCACCGGACAGAAGUUCUAGCACAGGCCCGUGGACCCUGUUUCAGAUCAGCAUCAUGCAGGACAAUCAGACGUCGCUAUCGCAGUUCUUACGGGAGAGUUACUUAUCGGAUUCCCAACACAGACAUCACUGCCCGAGUUCUGACAGUACUCAUCCCAUACUGUACGGCACUCUGAAAGGAAAAUCAGAGGAUGAGCCUCAGUUCCCGGAUCUCUCUGCGUUCCUGAGUCAGGACGAGCUGAAUAAGAGUGUGGACCUCGCACAAAGAUCUUUUGGUCAUGAACCUCAGGAGGAUGGGCCCGACGCCUCGUACACCACCCCCAUCAUCAGCACCGCUCAGGAGAACGUGGAGGUCACACCUGAGAGGCAGGUUCUCCAAUCUGAGAACAAGAUCAGGAAUAUCAGGACUCAGAGAGAACCCGUUCCAAAACCCGCCAAGAACGCUUCAUACGGCACUGAGGUUCAGUCCAAAAAGGAGUUCCUCAACAAGGCAGCGGACUUCAUAGAGGAGCUGUCCUCCCUCUUCAAAGCCAACAGUUCCAAACGUAUUCGGCCCCGGUCGUGUAAAGCCCAUCGGAACCGGCACCAGAACAAACAUCAGUACGAUGCCGCCUCAUUCCUCCACGACCCAGAGGAACGAGAGAGACCGGCUCUGAACAGCGUACCUCUGGAGUUCCACUCCCCAAGCCCGGUACCAGAGGAAGUAUAUAACACAGAACCGGAGGGGGCGGAGCCUGUAUUUGAGAUCAAGUGUGAAACGUCCGUCUCGACAGAGCCUGAACUCUCAGAGCCGGUGUACGAACCCCCACGAUUCAUCCAAAAACUCAAAAGCAGAGAAGUCCCAGCAGGAAGCAAGGUCCAGCUGGACUGUAUCGUCAGAGGAUUUCCAGCACCAGAAGUUCGGUGGUUCUGUGAAGGCAAAGAGCUGGAGAACAGCCCUGAUAUUCAGAUAAUCAAUAACAGUGAUCGGCACUCGCUGAUCAUUACAGAGGCGUUUGAGGAAGACACCGGGCGCUACUCCUGCUUCGCCUCCAACUUUUGUGGCACAGACUCGACAUCAGCGGAAAUUUAUAUUGAGGGAGCCUCGUCAUCUGAUUCAGAUGGAGAGCAGCAUUUUGAAGCACAAACCAACAAACGGGCUCCACGUCCCGCUGUGACCCAACUCCCAGAAGUUCCAGAAGUCCCAGAGUUCCCCACUUCACCCCCUAGCACUGAAGACUCUUUACUAUCUCAGAGUUUCAACCAAUCAGCUUUACCUGAGACCUUCUCACCUCCACCCGAACCUCCAACUUCUCCGCCUGCAGCUGAUGGAGUAGAUCCUCAACCUCCUCCAGUGAACGGUUCCAGCGCACCCGUCGAAGAACCGUUACCUGAACCAACAGCGACAUCUCAUCAGAUGAUUCCCACAGUACCCAGUGUACAGUCGGUUGAUACCUCAGCAACACCUGAUCUUAUUCAGGAAACAUCAGAUUUUCCAGUAAAUGCCAGUUUUACUGAGAAUCAAAAUUUCAACGGAUACCCACAAGGUUUAGAUGGAAGGCCGAUAAUGGCUGCACCUGUUUUUACAAAGAGUCUUCAGGACCUCGUUGCUUCAGAAGGUCAGCUGGUGGUUCUGGAGUGCCGUGUUAAGGGAGUACCUUCACCCAGAGUAGACUGGUACAGGGAAGGGAUGCUCAUAGACGACUCCCCCGACUUCAGGAUCCUACAAAAGAAGAAUAUCUGCACUCUGGUUAUUGCUGAAGUUUUCACUGAAGACUCUGGAAUGUUUACCUGCACAGCCAGCAAUAAAUACGGCACGGUGUCGAGUGUUGCUCUGUUAACAGUGAAUGGCAAUGGUGAAAACAGCAACAGUAAACAAAUCUUGAGCAGUUCGACAGCGGAUCCCUGUGACCACAAGACCCUGGAACCAGAAAUCCUCACAACACCUUCUAAAUAUCCUUUAACUUCCUGUCUGAAGUCUACAUCAAAGAAAUCUCUAGAAAAGCACAGAGAUUCACAGUCCGGCUCUCGAGUGGGUCUCAGAGUUACCUUUAAACUUCCAGAGGACGAGGAGAAAUCCAACUCCAGUAAAGACCCUCCUCCAGUGCUGGCUAAACCCAAACUGAAUCCACUGCAACUUCAAAUUCUACACAAGCAAGUUCUUCUGGAGCAGCAGCAGGACAGCGUUCCUCAAAGCCUCGAGCUUUCACCACCAAACCAAGAACAUCCUGAUCAGGACAACACCCCCAUUUACACUCCUCCACCACUAACACAAACACAUCCACCCCUGAUCACUACUCUCCCAGUGCAGCAGAUAAACCCCCCAAUCGCUCCCUUUACCAGCUCUGUUCCUGCCCUGCUGAUGACUGAUCGUAUUCCCCUGGACGAGGAAAGUCUGCCCCCUGCAGUCUUCUUUAACAAACCGUCCACCAACCAUGUUCCAGCCCCCCCCACAACUCAACCCAAUCUGCCUCCUAAUCCACAGUUUAACCCCGUCCCUGUGAAUUUCGCUCUGCCUCCACAAAUUCCACAGAUGAUUCCAUGUCCUGCUGGCCUAAUGCCCAUACCUAACAUGGAGACAAUUCAAGCAACGCCUCCAAUCCGAUUAGCUUCAUUAUCUCCACUGUCUCCACUGUCCCCAGUGUCUCCACUGUCUCCAGUGUCUCCACUGUCUCCUGUCUCACAGUUAAAUGUGAUGUCGACCCUCAGCACAACAGUGCCAAACACAGGCCCACCUACAACUUCACAUCAACUAAAUAUGGCUUCAGCGAUCAACAUGACAGUCAACAUGAACGCAGUGCCACCAGUUUAUUCCUCGCCUACAUCCCUGAUGAACAUCAAUCCUACAUCUCUGCUGAACAUCAAUCCUGCAGCACCAAUGAACGUUAAUCCUGCAGCGUCACUAAACAUGAACCCUGCAGCGCCAAUGAACAUCACUCCUGCAAUGCCGUUGAACAUCAAUCCUGCAAUGCCGUUGAACAUUACUCCUGCAGUGUCGAUGAACAUCACUCCUACAAUGCCGAUGAACAUUAAUCCUGUAGCACCUGUAAACAUCACUCCUACAGAGACGCUGAAUAUCAGUUCUGCAGCGCCAAUAAACAUUAAACCUGCAGCGCCGAUGAACAUCAAUCCUACAUCCCAGUUAAACAUCACUUCUACAGUGCCAAUGAAUAUGACUUCUACAGCGCCGCUUAACAUCAAUCCUGCAGCGCCGAUGAACAUCACUCCUAAGGCUCCAUUUAACACCAAUCCUGCAGUGCCAAUGAACAUCACUUCUACAGCACCACUGAACUUCAAUCCUACAUCCACGCCAAACAUUACUUCUACAGCGCCAGUGAACAUCACUUCUAAAGUGCCGAUGAACAUUAUUCCUACAGCACCACUAAAUAUCAAUCCUACCACUCAGAUCAAACCUGUGGCCAUCACUUCGGUGGACACACCUUCUUCCACACUGUUAUUAAAUUCUCACAGUACUUCAGUGAAUCAGCAUAACCUGGAACUGAAACUGGUUCAAAGCACAAAUUCUCAAAGUUCAACCAGUGCGCUACUGAACAUUACUUCCUCUGCUUUACUAGAAAACACACCUGUAUCUCUUCUGAAUGCUCCUCCUAUACCCAUCAAUCAGACAAUCAGCAUCACUUCAGUCUCAAGCGUCAACUCUUCACAAACGUUCAGCUACACUCGACCCAAGGAGUUCAUCGCUGCCCAGAGUCUCUCACCCAUCAGGAGUCCUUCACCACCUCCGUCCCCUGCCCCACCAAAAUUACCCAGCACCACCAGGGAUCAUGUUUCACCCAGCAAUCACUUCACUUCCUCACCUCGAGUUUUCCCGACGAGACUUCUGGAAUCUCCUAACAGUCCUCCGUACGUCGCAUCACUGCCUUUGGUUCCUCCUGCUCUGGUGAAUCCGGUGUUUGUGUUACGAUCUCAGUCUCCAUCACAGGCCUCCUCUCCAACCUCGAGCGGCUCCACCUCCAGCCCCAUCCAGGACCCCGUAGCUUUCCUCAGCUCGGUUCUGCCUUCGUUACCAACAGGUCGUCCAACCAAUGCCAUGGGACUCCCCAUGAGAGCUCCUCCCAGGCCUCAAACCACACUGAGGAAAAGUCACAGAAGUUCUUGGUCCAGAUCAGAAGAAGAAAUCUACGACAGUCGAGAGAAUCUCGUACAUGAGGUUGAGAAAAAACUGCAAAGUAACAACGAAAUCUUUCGUCAUGGACAACAGAAUCUGGAUUUUGGGUGGGAAGCAAGCAGAUCGCUUGGACCAAACAUUCCAACUGCAACUAUCAUUAACUAUGACGAGGAAUACAAAGUCUCUAACUUUGAACAGAGGCUGAUGAGUGAGAUUGAGUUCCGGCUGGAGAGAACGCCGGUGGAGGAAUCGGACGAUGAGGUUCAGCACGAUGAGAUUCCCACGGGCAGGUGUAUCGCACCGCUGUUCGAGAAGAAGCUUAAGAAUUUCAAAGCUGUUGAGGGAAUUCCUGUUACUUUUACCUGUAAAGUGGUUGGAAUUCCUGUACCAAAGGUUUACUGGUUUAAGGAUGGAAAACAGAUCUUAAAGAAAAACGUUCACUACAGGAGAAUAAGAGAGGGUGAUGGAACGUGUUCUUUACACAUAAACUCUGUUACUAAUGAUGAUGACGGCAAUUAUACGGUUAUGGCAGCGAACCCACAGGGAAGAAUGAGCUGUUCAGGUCAUUUGAUCGUGCAGUCCGGUCCAAUGCGGAACAGAUCUGUGGUUCAGUCUCAGAGGGUGAGGACCAGGGUGAGACAGGUGGAGGAGGGAGAACCUUGUGAAGAAAGAUUUUUCCGCCCACACUUCCUGCAGGCCCCCGGGGACAUGGUGUCUCACGAGGGCCGGCUCUGUAGGUUAGACUGUAAGGUAAGCGGACUCCCCCAUCCGGAAAUGAUGUGGCUGGUGAACGGAAAACCAAUACGUCCGGAUCUGACUCACCGGAUGCUGGUCAGAGAAAACGGGGUUCACUCUCUAGUUAUUGAUCCUCUGUCGAAAGACGACGCUGGAACGUAUACAUGUAUCGCCUCCAAUAAAGCCGGGCAGAGUUCUAUCUGCCUCACGCUCAGCGUUGUCGAGAAAGAGGUGAAACAAGCUCCAUAUUUUGUGGAAAAGUUGCAGAAUUCCGGAAUCACAGAGGGAACGCCAGUCCGGCUGGAAUGUCGGGUAGUCGGCAUGCCCCCACCUGUGUUUUUCUGGAAGAAAGAUAAUGAAACUCUGUCUGAGACGACAGAGAGAUUCAGUUUGCACCAAGACACAACAGGAUACGGAUGCCUUCUUAUUCAGCCAACCAGGAAAGAGGAUGCUGGCUGGUACACGGUGUCUGCAAAAAAUGAUAGUGGUAUCAUUUCAUGCACAGCCAGACUAGAUAUUUAUGCUCAGUGGCAUCAACAGGUCCAUCCACCCAUCAGGAAACCAUCACUUACUGGAAGUCACUUUGCUGCACUAACUGGAGAUUUUAAUAAUAAACCAGUUUAUCCUGCGAUAUUCAACACUUCUCAAGGAGAAUCUACUCAAGAGAGCGAGGAGCUCUGAAAACCACCUGCUUACAAUAAUCAUAAAUCAUGUCAUAAAUUUAAAAAAAUCACCUGAGA